Molecule: messenger RNA, 843 nt
Organism: Rotaria sp. Silwood1
Lineage: Eukaryota; Metazoa; Rotifera; Eurotatoria; Philodinida; Philodinidae
Source: the annotation of a GenBank genome assembly
AUGCGAUAUCGAUUGGGAGACGUAGUCACAUGUACAAGACUCUUGUCUCAACAUAAUGAUACAGUUCCAAUACCAUCUGAACAAAUAAAACUGACUCGAAUACCACUCAUAUCUGUUGCAUAUCGUGCUGGAAACCUUCUUAAUGUAGGUGGAGAAAAUACAACUGAACAACACUUGCUGGACGCUCUUCGUCAAACUGUCCAAAUAUGGAAACAACAAAAUAUUGAUGUUGAUAUUUGUGAUUUUACACUAUAUCCGCAAUUAGAUAUGUUUCCAACUCGAUAUGUUAUGUUCUUAGAAUUGAUUGACCCAAAUUCUCAUCAUGAAAAUAAAGCAAUCAAUAGACAACAUCCAAUAUUGCAAAAUAAAGACGCUUUAUCGGAAAUUGAACGACAACUCUGUCAAUCAAACCAUAUCUAUAGAGAUCAUCGUAAUGCUGAAAAACUUGGCUCAUUUCGUUCUAUUCUGGUUCGACCUGGAACAUUUUCUAUGUUCUUACAAAAAAUAUUAGUGACCGAUCAUGUCAGUCCCGUUCAAGUCAAACCACAUCGAUUAUUGAAGAAUAAAGAACAUAUUCGAUUCUUUUAUGAUACACGUAUACUUAUUGGUUGUGGUGCAUGCUAUAAUUUUACAUCUAAAAAUUUUGUUAAAUAUCAUGAUUUAGCAACUAGUAGUGUUGCAAGUGUUUCUGUUGCUGUUGCUAAUGGGAUUAAAUCAUAUAGCGAUCAAGCAUUGGUGAAUUUUGAAUUACAAUUAGAUAGAUUUAGUGAUAGAAUAACAUUAGCUUAUUUAUUUCCGAUAAAACCUUAUACAAGUUAUGAUUUAAUAUUAGGUCUACCAUGA